Filobasidium floriforme is the source of this 2989-nucleotide messenger RNA. Its product is annotated as CwfJ C-terminus 1-domain-containing protein-like protein. Bases 37 to 2898 code for a protein of 953 amino acids. The transcript has 10 exons. NCBI's taxonomy places the organism in Eukaryota, Fungi, Basidiomycota, Tremellomycetes, Filobasidiales, Filobasidiaceae. The record is from RefSeq and is a predicted model, not a curated record. Gene Ontology annotation, biological process: mRNA splicing, via spliceosome. Gene Ontology annotation, cellular component: post-mRNA release spliceosomal complex.
CCAUAAUUGAUCAGACGCCGACCCCUUACUUUGAUCAUGGAAUCCAAGAACCGCAAUAGAUCGAGGUCCCCAGCCUCUCGCGAUCCCAAGCACAAGCGACAUCGUUCUCGAUCGCGCGACCGGGACGAACGCAAACACAAACGACGAUCCGAUCGUGGUGAAGACGAGCUUGACGACCGGGAACGAAGAAAGGAGAAGAAGGCUCGGAGGGAAGAGAAAGAAUCGAGGAAGCGAGAAAAGAGGGAUGAAAAGCGAGGGAAAGGAUCGGGGUUACAGGUCGUGGAUGAUGACGAGUCUGAGGACGAGUGGGUGGAGAAGGACAUGAACGAGGUCGAUAUCCAGAACGCCGUAUCGAACAUACCCACAAGAGACUCCCUCCCCCUCAAGUCAAACCCUAGCACAGUCCCUCCUGGCGCUCACCUGGCCCCAUCCGUGGCAACGGGCAAUUUCGAAGGACAAGGCCAGGAUGAUACCGCUAGGGAAUCAUGGAUGCUAGAUCCUAAAUCCAGUACCAUCCCGGGACUCAUAGUUGGCUCGGACGGACACGUCGCCAAGAAACCAGAGUUGGGUGCUCUGCGUUCUGCAGAGGUGAAUCCUAAUUUGCGGGAUGGCAGGGAGAUAGUUGGGAACGAACAAGAGACCCGAGGAGGUUCGAGUACGGGCUACCAAGGUUCCGGAGGGAUGACGGAUGGUAUGGAAGGAUCGACUGGUACUAGCACAGGGGACUUUUUCUCUGAUAUGGGUACGGCCCGGAAGAAGAAGGAGGUCAACAAGCCUGAUCCUGACAAGCUGGUGGUAUCUCGGUUCGAGCUCAAUCAACAGAUGAAAGAUGGGAAGACUGUUGAAGAGUACGCGCCUACAGAGAAGAAACAGAUCGUACCCGGAUCGGCGGGUAGCCAGUGGCGGAUGAUGAAGUUGCGCAAGGUGUACGAACAGGCUGAGGAAGAGUCUCGAUCCGUCGAGGAUGUCGCGAUGGAGAGGUACGGCAAUCUGGAAGACUUUUCCGAGGCCGUCAAAGAGCGCCGGGUACUGGACGAUCGUGGUUCCCGCCGAUCUGCCAGGAGAAAUCAAUCGGGCUUUGACACGCCCAACAGCAAAGAUGGGAAUCGAUCCAGAGAGGAUAGCGGGCCAAGCACUCCCGGUGGAUUGCCCGGGGGUAGGAGGUUCAUGUUCACCAGCGAUGAGGCUGCUAGUAGUCGACCGAGCAGUCGUGCCGGUUUCAGACGGCCAGGUGAGGAAGGCAGGUUUGACGAGGCGAUCGGGCUCAGGAGAUCUGCGAGUAACAACUCGUUAGCGGGAGUUGGGGGUUUGUCUACCCCUACUCAGCCGGCUCGAGGAACAGGAAAAUUCGACCAGUCGAAACCGGCUACCCCUAUUCCGUCCGUCUUGACGCCUCAUCAUCUGCUACAGAGGAACCCGAUGUCGACCGUAGCCAUCCCUCACGCUACACCGCAAGGCGGUUCGAACGAUCCUGGACGAGAUCCGACGGCGUCAACCCCUCCCCUCACCUUGUCCGCGCUGAACGCUUUGCAAGCCAAAGUACUUCGCGCUAAGCUCUCGAACGAUCCCUGUGCGUCUGAUCUUCAGGCAGAAUACGACCGGGAGAGUGAGAGACACCGCACACAUGCGGCUGGCGGAGGUGAUCAAGGAGGAGGGCUUUGGGAGGGUCAAGCGGGAGGACAGUUGGGACGAGAGCAAGACCAGAAAGGAGGGAAACGGACCGAGGUUCAGGUCUUGCCUACCCUCGACGCUCAGGGACGGCUGUACGAUAUUGGGACAGGGGAUGGUACGGAAAAGACAUUGCUACCCGGCAACCGUCGGCCCAAGCUUAAUGGCAAGUUCGAGACUCGGGACCACAAGACUGGAGAGGUCGUCCGGUACAACGCCGACGACGAUGAGACGACUCUGGGCGAGCUCGUCCGGCAAGAGCGAUUUGGGGCUGGUUCCGCCGAUCAGAAGAGUAUGGAUGCAAGCAUGGCCGCUGCGAUCAUGGGCGAUGCCAAAUUCGAGAACGAUAACGACUACAUGGACGACAAUGUCGAGCGUCUGGCACGCAAAAAGAUGAAGAACGACGCGAUGAAACGAGCCUUUGCCGUGAAUGAUUACGCUCGAACGAAAAAGGCGUUGGAUACCUGUGCUUUCUGCUAUCAGGAAGAAGGUCCUCCUAAAGCUCCUAUCGUCGCCAUCGGUCACCGUGCCUACCUGUCUUGCACUCAGAACGAGGAGCUUGUGGACGGACACUGCAUUAUCGUGCCGAUCCAGCAUUAUACUAGUAUUCUUGACCUGGACGACGAUGAGUGGGAAGAGAUCAAGAACUUCAUGAAGUGCUUGAUGCAAAUGUACGCCCAGCAGAACAAGGGUGUCUUAUUCUUCGAGACGGUCCUACCGACGAACAUCAAGUUUCACAAACAUACCUUUAUCGAAGCGAUUCCGCUUCCGGCUGACGUGUUCGCCGAUGCUCCUGGGUAUUUCCGGGAAGCCAUCUUGACGUCCGAGUCCGAGUGGUCCCAGCACAGAAAGCUCAUCGACUUUUCCGACCGACCCGGUGGGUUCCGACGGAGUCUGGUCUCCAAUCUGCCAUACUUUAUGGUACACUGGGAUCACAAGGGCGAAAAGGGGUACGGACACGUAAUCGAAGGUUCGGAAGAGGGAUCCGGAGGUACGUUUGGAGAGGAUAACGAGGGGAUCGUCAAGGAGGGCGACAAAGGGUCAACCGAAUAUACCAGAUACUUUGCGCAUGAGAUCAUCGGCAACUUGUUGGGUCUCGAAGCUCGGCGAUGGAGGAAGCCUCGUCGAAUGGACCAGAGCUCGAAUCAAGCGAGAAAGGCCAAGCUGGGCAACGCUUUCCAGCCGUUCAACUGGACUUUGCAGCUCGACCAGGCUACUGCGGGGCAGUAAAUCGAAUACAACGGGAUCAGACCGUACGACCUUGCGGCUAAGGAGAAAGAGACAACAAAGGCAGCAAGGGCCCGAGAGGAUGUAGCAGAAA